Messenger RNA from Saccoglossus kowalevskii, 1050 nucleotides. RefSeq names its product fatty acid desaturase 6 pseudogene. Lineage: Eukaryota; Metazoa; Hemichordata; Enteropneusta; Harrimaniidae. The record is from RefSeq and is a predicted model, not a curated record.
AUGAAAUCGGACUGCCGAUACAAGAAAAUGGUUCGAAAAAACUCUAAAAAGUUUCACGUCGCAGAGAACGGUGUUGAGCCCGAGACACGAAACCUUGUAAAGUUACCGAAGAACGUGUCAAUAUCGCAGCUGAAUGCCCAAGUACGCAAAGUGGUCGCUGAAAGUGGUUGGUGGGAUUUGUACGGCGUGGAUUGCGCCAUAACUAUUGCUUGGCUGCUGCUUUUAAUCCCAGCGUUUCUCUUGAUGAGGAGCGACUCGUGGACACCGUUCAUCGUAUCACACCAAGCAGUUCAUUCGGCUUUAUGUGCUUCCAAAGUCAUGGGAAAAUUCUGGUCGCAUUUCUUCCUUGAAAUUUGCGGGGCGUUUUCUGUGGACCUCGCCAGCAACAUUCACAUAAAGAUUCAUCACCCGUAUACCAACAUUAUUGGUUUAGGAGACUCCAGUUCUUGGAGAGCGCCUUUCCUACCAGCUCUCACGUACAUGUUCUUUGCACCACUAUUGUUUCCUAUUGUCAGCCCAUUGUUUGUAAUCGCGGAGUUAACAAAGGCGAACAAAUGGAAGGAAUUGUUGCGUUGUACGCUCUUCAUCACUGCUGGUAUCUUUAUUAACAUUACCCUGUUGAUGAAAGUAUCUGGCCUGAAGCUAAUGACAUCACUUUUGACAAUGUGGUCUGCCAGAGCUGUGCUCAGUAUACCUUACAUCCAUGUAAAUAUAUUUCAACACAUUGGUCUUCCAAUGUACAGCAAGGAGACGGCUCCAAAACGGUUACACCUGAUGUCAACUGGCGUAUUGAACUUACCACGGAACCCUCUCCUGGAUUGGACAUUUGGACAUGCUAUCGUCAACUGCCAUGUUGAACAUCAUCUAUUUCCAGAACUAUCUGACAACAUGUGCUUGAAGAUUAAGCCGAUAGUUAGCAAGUAUUUGACAGGAAAUUCUCUGCCGUACAACGAAGACACCUAUAUGAAUCGUUUACGCAUGUUUGUUAACAAGUAUGAAGAGUUAAUGGUGAAGUUACCACCUAUAUCUGAAUUUAUCGGUAUCCAAUAG